UUGCCAACAGUAUAAAAAGAGGACAACCGCUGAUGUAGAGAUGGGAUUCAACAAGCUGCAGUGACUACACGACAACUUCUCACUUCGUAUUCCAGUACAGUUCACAAAAAUGGUGUCGAAGAAAUCGGAAACGAUGGUUAUGGCAUUUGUUUGGUUCUUUUGUUGGACCAUCCAAGUCAUCACGGGGACUCCUGUCGGAUCACUUGAAAUGGACCGAGAUUUUGGAUCCCCUUUAACCGAUGAAGAACUUGAAUGCAUACCAACAUUUAGCAAAGCAGCAUCCGGCACACCCAUGUCGGAGGGAAAUGAUAUCGUGAUUUUACCGAAUAAGAAUGCUUACGUAAACCAAAAGUGGCCCAAUCCGAAUGAAAUUCCUUACGUCAUCGACUCCACAUUUGAUGACAAGGCCCGGUGCGCCAUAGGUUACGCCAUGAACCACUACCACAAGAACACCUGCAUCCGGUUUGUUCCGCGAACCGACCAAAACGACUACAUUCAAAUCAACAGACUUGACACUGAAAAUUUCAGCUGUUAUUCAUCGGGCCUUGGUUACUAUGAAGGCGAAGGAGCACAUGGAGUCACUCUUUCACCCAGCUGUUAUGCGUAUCAAGCUGGAACCAUCAUGCACGAAUUGAUGCAUCGGGUUGGGUUCCACCAUGAACACACUCGACCCGACCGCGACGAAUACAUUGAUGUCCUUUGGAAUGAAAUUUCUGAUGACUGGAAGGCACAGUACCAAAUAGCAGAAGGAUCUAGUCUCCUCCUAAGUUACGAUUACGGUUCCGUGAUGCAUUACCCGUUGGGUACGGAAAUGGUGACCAAACAGGAAACCGAUAUUGAAAUAGGACAGCGAAAAGGUUUAAGUGAGUUGGAUAUCGGCAAACUCCAAAGGAUGUACUGUCCAUCCUAAGAACGCUUCCUGAAACACCAUUAGUUUUACAAUUUCACUUUCCUGCAAGGAUUCCUUGUUAUUUCUCUGCAUAAUGUUCACGCAUGACGUAUUCUAGCUUUCUUUUUUGGGGACAUUCUUUAGUAUUUGGAAAAAGGAUAUUUUCAUUUUAUUUCACUAUUUACUUAUUUGAUCAGUACACUUGAAAAUACUAAAA
Molecule: messenger RNA, 1106 nt
Organism: Daphnia pulex (common water flea)
Lineage: Eukaryota; Metazoa; Arthropoda; Branchiopoda; Diplostraca; Daphniidae
Product: zinc metalloproteinase nas-4-like
Exons: 8
Coding region: 110-910 (266 amino acids)
Biological process (GO): proteolysis
Molecular function (GO): zinc ion binding; metalloendopeptidase activity
Source: RefSeq, a predicted model, not a curated record